Molecule: messenger RNA, 1242 nt
Organism: Phytophthora sojae
Lineage: Eukaryota; Oomycota; Peronosporomycetes; Peronosporales; Peronosporaceae
Exons: 2
Source: RefSeq, a predicted model, not a curated record
AUGGACGUCGUCGCGCUCAACGAGCGGCUGCGCGCGGACUUCUCGCCGCUGUUGAAGCUGCUGCCGCCGCCGUACUCCGCGUCCGCCCUCUCCACACCCAAGUCCUCCAUCGCACCGGCCAAAUCCUCGGCUUCUGCGUCCUCAGACGACCGCUACACGCAGCACUGCCGCUUCAUGCUAUGGCGUCUCAAUUCGUACCAGUACGGCUCUUCCAGCGCGUUUCUGCUGGAUCUGGGGCAACUGGAGCGCGCCGCGGAGUCCCCGGAGAUCAAGCUGCAAGUGCAGACUCUUUUGGGCCGUCUGACGGCCUCGGAGGGCGAGAAUCAAGCUCAGGAGGGCGCGCACAAGGGCACGGAGAACCAGACGUCGUGGCUCUGCAAUGUGUCGCUGAAGGGCCAGGUCGUGACCAUCGGCAGCUUUAAGACGCAGGAGGAGGCGCUGCAGGGCUACGAGGAGCAGAAGACCAAGAUGGCGGAGAACCCCGCCGGGUUCAUCAAGCUGAGGCAGUUGGCUGCUAAAAUGGAGCAAGAGCAGCGCGAGGAAGACAGGAGAGUGCUGAAAGAGGCGAUGGCGCAGUGUCAUCCGAGGCUGACGACGAUGAAGGUGUCGGCCGUGGUUCCGCCUGCGCCUGCUGUGAACAACGCGGUGCUCGCCUUGGCGGCGAGAGGAGUCGCACGGUCGGUGGCCAAGAGCCUUGCUGCUGCCUCGUCACCUGCGGGGAGCCCUGCGCCGUCGGAGACUGGAGCGUCGCCGCAGAGACCUUCAAGAUCUUCCAAGAGACAGAAGGUGGACAGCUCGAGCAGCGCUGCAGCGGCGAAGAAACAGAAGACGGAGUCGGCGAACAGCUCGGCUGCUAGCAAUUCGUCGGCAGGGAAUCGGUCGUACCUGAAGCUGCGGCGGCUCAUCCAGAAGAAGUUGUGUCGCCACUUGAAGGGCAAGGAGGUGUGUAUCGUGGCGGACCCGGACAAGCAAGACGAGGGCCGACUGCGGGCGUCGGGGCGUCUGGAGGCCGGCAAGGUGUACUCGUUCCGCCGCAAGAAGCAAAUGACCUUCGCCGAUUACGUUCGGGACGAGCUGGGUCGGGCCGAGUCGGCGUGUCCACACAUGUUCCUAGUGCGAACCAAGGAAAGCAUCGACGACCACCUCAAAGUGUGCGACGCCUUCUCGGACAAGGAGCGCGAGCUUGGGCCGCGCAACCGCGCACAGCCACAGCAGCCGAGAAGCAAGAAGUCAUCGCGUCGG